AUGGCGCCAAUGAGAAAACAAGACAGUAAUUACAGUAGUAAUCACUCGGGCGAGGGCGCCGUCCGCGAGGCCAACGUCCUCGCCUCGUGCUACCUCGUCGACCACGCCGCCGCCCUCCGCGGCCUGCACUACUGCACUACCUUCGCCACAGGGGCAGAGUGCCCCCCCCUCGCGGCCCUCACCGCGUCCAACGAGCUCGCGCUGACGCCCAAGCGGAAGCAGCAGCGCGGCUCGCAGGCUACGUCCGGUUCCGGCGCCAGCUUCAAUAGCCGCCGAGGGGGGGCAGCACUGCGCAUCAGGGAAGAAUGUGAGAGGUUCUUUUGCGAGUCCAUGCGGGCUGUGUUCCACGGUGAGAGGGACACGGCCUCGCGCGGCUCCGGCCUGACGGGUGCUUAUUACAGCCAUCAUCAUCAUGAUCAUUCUGGCAACGCUUCCAGGAGGAGCGACUACAACAACGGCCAGCUCUGCACGCCGCCCGAGAACGACUAUCCCACCGACCGGUACGCGGUGUCGUCGUCGUCGUCGUCUCCCGCCGCCGGCUGCAGCGUCGAGGUGGCCGCCUGGCUCGAGAUCUGGGACUACGCCGGCGGCGCGAGCUUCCGCGCCUUCCUGGCCGAGGACGCCGACGGCGAGAAGUCGCUGUUUGCCUUUUUCGACGCCGGCACCGCCAACAGGGACUUGAAGCAAGGCCUCAUGGCGCUCAUCGAGCUCGCGGACGGGCCCCUGGGCUGCGCCCAGCUCGUCGUCUGCCUCGACCGCCGCAUGCUGGCCGCCAGCCCCGAGCCCGACGGCGGCGAGAACAAGCUGAUCAAGGGCCUGCAGUGGGCCGGCUUCUCGCUGGCCUCGCUCGACCACUGGGCCCCCGGCUGCGUCGACGUGACCAGCGACCGCUGGCUCUUUAUGGGCAUGGAGAUCUAA
Molecule: messenger RNA, 918 nt
Organism: Thyridium curvatum
Lineage: Eukaryota; Fungi; Ascomycota; Sordariomycetes; Thyridiales; Thyridiaceae
Exons: 3
Coding region: 1-918 (305 amino acids)
Biological process (GO): positive regulation of protein catabolic process
Cellular component (GO): cytoplasm; nucleus
Molecular function (GO): ornithine decarboxylase inhibitor activity
Source: RefSeq, a predicted model, not a curated record